Molecule: messenger RNA, 2639 nt
Organism: Silurus meridionalis
Lineage: Eukaryota; Metazoa; Chordata; Actinopteri; Siluriformes; Siluridae
Gene: nf2b
Product: NF2, moesin-ezrin-radixin like (MERLIN) tumor suppressor b
Exons: 17
Coding region: 151-1914 (587 amino acids)
Biological process (GO): positive regulation of protein localization to early endosome; regulation of organelle assembly; positive regulation of early endosome to late endosome transport
Cellular component (GO): apical part of cell; cytoskeleton; plasma membrane
Molecular function (GO): actin binding; cell adhesion molecule binding
Source: RefSeq, a predicted model, not a curated record
AUUACUCAGUCGAUUAGCCGCGGUGCAGGCUGCAACUUUUAUCCGCGUUGUUGCUCGCCUGUGUGCGGGAAGAUUGGAAACUUUACCCCGGGGAUUCGGCCUGAAAAAAUAAUCGGAGCACUGGGGAGUCAGGGUCUUUACAAGCUCAAAAUGUCGAUCCUGGGGCUUAAAAAGAAACAACCCAAGACUUUUAAAGUCAAAGUAAUCACCAUGGAUGCAGAGAUGGAGUUCAGCUGUGAGGUCAAAUGGAAAGGGAAGGACUUGUUUGAUCUGGUAUGCCGAACUAUCGGAUUGAGGGAAACUUGGUUCUUUGGACUCCGGUACACUGUGAAAGACACGUAUGCUUGGCUUAAGCCUGAUAAACGGGUUUUGGAUCAAGACGUACCAACGGACUCUCCCAUAACAUUUCACUUCCUUGCUAAAUUCUUUCCUGAAAAGGUCGAGGAUGAACUUGUGCAGGAAAUCACACAGCACCUUUUCUUCUUGCAAGUAAAGAAACAAAUACUAGACGAGGAGAUAUUUUGCUCUCCGGAGGCCUCGGUACUUCUUGCGUCAUAUGCUGUUCAAGCCAAGUAUGGGGACUAUGACCCAAACUUCCACAAGCCAGGCUUUCUGGCCCAAGAUGAACUCUUGCCUAAAAGGGUCCUGAUGCAGUAUCAGAUGACACCAGAGAUGUGGGAAGAGAAGAUCACAGCUUGGUAUGCUGAACACAGAAAUAUAGCAAGGGAUGAAGCUGAGAUGGAGUAUCUGAAAAUAGCACAGGAUCUCGACAUGUAUGGCGUUAGCUAUUUUUCUAUCACACAAAAUAAGAGAGACAAAGAGCUCCUGCUUGGUGUCGAUGCACAGGGACUUCAUAUUUACAGCCCCAAUAGCAAACUGAAUCCUCAGAAGUCUUUUCCCUGGAGCGGGAUCCGCAACAUAUCUUACAGUGAGAAAGAGUUUACUAUUAAGCCAUUGGAUAAAAAGAAGGACGUCUUCAAAUUCUACUCUUCACAGCUCAGAGUGAAUAAGUUGAUCUUACAGUUGUGUAUUGGGAACCAUGAUCUCUUCAUGCGGCGGAGGAAGGUGGACUCCAUUGAAGUGCAGCAGAUGAAGGCUCAGGCCAAAGAAGAGAAGGCUAGGAAAAAGAUGGAACGUCAGAUUCUAUCACGUGAGAAGCAGCUGAGGGAGGACGCAGAGCGAGCUAAAGAAGAAAUGGAACGGCGAAUGUUUCAGCUCCAGGACGAGGCCCGUAUGGCUAAUGAAGCUCUGCUGCGCUCUGAGGAGACAGCUGACUUGUUGGCGGAGAAGGCCCAGAUUGCUGAGGAGGAGGCAAAGCUGCUUGCACACAAAGCAGCUGAAGCAGAGCAGGAGAGACAGAGGCUGGAGGUCACGGCUCUCAAGACCAAAGAGGAGCAUAGGCUGAUGGAGCAGAAGAUGAGGGAGGCAGAGCAGCUAGCUGUAAAACUGGUGGAGCAAUCGGAGAGGAGGUCGAAGGAGGCUGACCAUCUGAAGCAGGACCUGAGCGAGGCCAAAGAUGCAGAACGCAGAGCCAAGCAGAAGCUAGUAGAGAUCACCAAAACAACCUACCCAUUGAUAGCUGCCUAUUCCAGUCCUCCACCCCCACCUGGCCCCGAGAGUACGGAGAUGCAAAUGGACAUGGCGGCCUCAUACCGACUCGACUUCAAAGACUCCGACAUGAAACGGCUGUCCAUGGAGAUCGAACGUGAACGGCUAGAGUACAUGGAGAAAAGCAAGCACCUGCAGGAUCAGCUGAAGGAGCUGAAGUCAGAGAUCGAGUCUUUAAAGCUGGAGGAGCAGCAGCAGCAGGCGGGUCUGUACAGCCUUAGGGGCUAUGCUGAGCCACCCUACAUCCCUCACAGCAAUAGGAACUCGGCUUACAUGAAUCAGAUGGCUUUCUUUGAGGAGGUCUGAAUAGGUGGAAAUCUGACAGGGAGGAAGAAGGUGAAGAAAUCAUCACUACAGUGUGCGACACUCAUCAGGGAAUGUACAAUAUUCAGCACGCCGUCCUUCAAAAAAUGCUUUGUAAUGAUUUUUUUACUGACAGGUUUAAAAUCACACACUAAAAGCACUAUGCACAGAACAACACCGGUAUUACUGUUGUAGGUAAUGGGAUGUCCUUUCAAACAAUUACUGAAUAUUUGCUAUGCCAAAUUCUUAUUUUUUUCUUUUUUUUUUUUUCUUUUUCUUUUUCGUGUCCUAAAAUUUUUUCUCCUUGUAUUUCACUAGAGUACAGUGCACGUGCUGCAUUCAAGUUUUAACUAAUGCGGAACGGUUUGUCACAUCAGCCUUUCUAAUUAAAAAAAAUGUAACUGGUGCCACAUUUCUUACUGUAUUUCAGCUGAAAGGUAGCUGCCCUCUUGCACUACUGCCUUUUUUUAAAUUUUAUUUAUUUAUUUUUUUUAUAUAUACAUGCAUGGCUUUAGUUGUGUAAUGUUUUCUAAUUUUCUAAUGCAGGGGUAACCGGAGAAGCAAAACAAAUAUUUCACAGCACAUCUAACAGGCCUCAAGCUUCUGGCAGCUCGGUUUCAGCUUUACUGUUACCGAGGACAUAAAACUUGGCACUCAGAUUUUCUUUCAUUGAUGGUAAACAAUUUGGAAAUACACCCGAACUUCUGCUGCAGUCCGAUUCUCUCAAA